CAAAAUUACACACGUUUAUCAUAAUAAAUUGUGCAUCGUGUAGUGUUUGUAUUUAUAUCAUACAAUACUCGGUAAACAUUAUAUUAUUUAUUUAUAUUGCAUUAUUGACUUGCGACAAUGACCGUCAUCGGCGGAUAUCACUACGGUACAGUCGACGUUUCUCGUAUAAUAGUAAUAAUUAUUGCCGUACACGCAUAUUACGUGCCGCCGACCUGUUGUUGGGUGCCGAAGUCCGUUGACGUUUACCACGGCGAAGAAGAUAUAAAUACGUUCAAUUGGACGGAUGACGAAGACGAUGAAGACGACGAUACAGACGACUUACUACCGGUACAAGCUGACGACGUCGUUUCGGCCGAAAAAAUGACUGCGUUUUUCGAGAAGUUGAAUUCACUACGCCAGCGACGCCGCGAAGACCGUUCGAAAUCGGCAGACCAUUCCUUGCAGAAGCCGUUUAGACUCAGUGUACCGGUUGGAAUCAAAUCCUUAGACAAAGUUGCGGCGGCGGAGGACUACACGGCGAUAGAGGUUGGGAAUCGUGGCAUUUUUGAGAUACGGGAUAGAUCGGCGGCUUCAGUGGUGACAAGUGGUGAAGAGGCGGUGACAGUGGUGACAAGUGGUGAAGAGGCGGUGACAGUGAUGACAAGUGGUGAAGAGGCGAUGACAGUGGUGACAAAUAACAAUUAUUAUUAUGAGUCACAGACGGCCAAAACGAUCGUAGACGGUUACUUGUUAGAUGCUGCAGGUAGACCCCGGGUCCUGCAAGCGACUGCAGCCGUUGGAUAUUUGCACAUGGGUUGGCGAAGUGCACAAUGCCUGUGGCGUCAGUAUCGGAAAGCUGUCACCGAGCAGGAAACGUUAGCUGUCCUCGAGCGGUUCAAUGGUUUCGUCCGGUUCUGGACGCCAGUGGUCGCCGUCUCGGUGGUUGCCCUGUGGUCCAUGUUCGGAUACUUUCACGAACUGUUAUGUUUUUGCGUCGCCGCGCCACCGGCUGAAUAUGCCAAAGAUGUGAACAGGUAUCUGAUGAUGGUACCGCCGCACGUAGUAGUAACGAACAAAGGAAAAAUGUUCCGGUACCAACCGUCGGCCGAAGAACGUUUCCUUUGGGAAAGCGCAAAAAGAAUCGCAAAUUUCAAAAUAUAA
This is a messenger RNA of Metopolophium dirhodum (rose-grain aphid), 1140 nucleotides long. RefSeq lists its product as uncharacterized. The transcript has 3 exons. Lineage: Eukaryota; Metazoa; Arthropoda; Insecta; Hemiptera; Aphididae. The coding region runs from base 118 to 1140 and encodes 340 amino acids. The record is from RefSeq and is a predicted model, not a curated record.